Octopus sinensis (East Asian common octopus) is the source of this 811-nucleotide messenger RNA. RefSeq lists its product as uncharacterized. The transcript has 3 exons. Lineage: Eukaryota; Metazoa; Mollusca; Cephalopoda; Octopoda; Octopodidae. The coding region runs from base 387 to 740 and encodes 117 amino acids. The record is from RefSeq and is a predicted model, not a curated record.
GUGGAGGUCAUUUUGCUUGUAGAACAGUGACCAAAUUCUGAGUCAAUUAAACAUGAACUCUAGUAAUUCCCCAAGCCCUAAACCUGAUUGGUAUCAUACCACUGCAAGUUACUAUAUAAGAGACAUUUUUUCAAGCAACUCAGUCAGAAAUAGAGAGAUUACCAGUCUGUUGUGAUAGAGUUAUUGCAAGCAAUUUAUUUUGAUUAUCCGAUUUUACAGUGUAUAAAAAAUUAUGGAGUUUCGUGUUGCAGCCGCCGUUCUCCUGAUCGCAGUGUCAGUCGUUUUUUGUGAAGAUAUCUCGAAUUUGUGUAAAAUAACACAAAUAAGAGUCGGUUCACAUUUCGUUCGUUCACCGAGUAACUGCAGUGAGUUCUAUUCAUGUAACUAUGUAUAUACAACAGCACAGGCAUGCGGAAAAGGCACGGUGUUUUCGCAGUCACAGCAGGUUUGUGUGCGCAGGAACAGCCAGUAUGAUGACUGCAACCGUCAGGUUUUUGGAGGAAAAUUCAAUGAUCCUCUCUGUACUCAACACCCAUUUGGGGUUAACGUUGACCCUCAAAGCUGCCAUAGGUAUAUUCCCUGUUUCAACCGAACUUCAUACCCAUCCAUGGCUUGCCAAUCCGGGCUUUACUUUGACGCUGAUGAACAAAAGUGUAACGAAAAAAUCCAAUCAAGAUGCAAAAAUGAAUAAAUGGUUUAAAGAUUCAGAAAUGAUCACCCCUGGCGAUUUUUUGUUUUAAACUAAAAGUUUUCAAAGAACCGGUGAUUAAAAUUCCGUAUUUUCAAAGCAAUAAAAGUAUUUUAUAGCAAC